Ostreobium quekettii is the source of this 756-nucleotide messenger RNA. The record is from the annotation of a GenBank genome assembly. Lineage: Eukaryota; Viridiplantae; Chlorophyta; Ulvophyceae; Bryopsidales; Ostreobiaceae.
AUGACUGUGGACCAUGGCUACAUUGCCGCCGGGGGACCGAACAGCCAGAUUGACAUCAAGAAGGUGAUGGAUGGUGAAGAAGUGUACAGUGGUCAGGUUGGGGGCAUCAUAAACAAUUCUCUGAGGAUUGCAAAGGGGCCGAUAGGCCUCCUCCUGUUUGUGUGCAACAACGAUGAAACCAUCAAGGUCUUCUCACUUCCAUCGAUGGAGCAGUAUGCCACUCUUGAUUUCCAAGAGUCGAUGAAUUACUCUGCUGUGAGCCAUGACUGCCAUUGGCUGGUUGGCGUCGGAGACAGUGCUUCAGUGUACCUGUAUGAAGCGACUGCCACAGGAUACAGGCGGACGCACGAAAUGAAGGAGUACCAUGAUGUGGGAAUGUGCUGUGCCUGGGACUCCAAAGGGGUCCGGUUUGCAGCGGCCAGCCAGGAUGGCACGACAUGUGUCUGGGACAGGCGCACCUGCAAGCCUGUGCACAAGUUUGCGUGUGGUGCUCCCUGCCGCAGCGUCAAGUUCAGUGCUGCCCCGAUGGACUUGAUGGCGUUCGCUGAGGAGACGGACGUUGUGCACCUUGUAGACACACGGAAGUGGUCUCAGCAGCAGCUGCUGAGAGUGCAGGGCACAACCGACAUGGACAUCUCUGGGGUGUGCUUCCAGCCAGACGCAACAAGUCUGUUUGUGGGCCUGAAAGAUGGCAUCAUGAGGUAUGACAUCGACACUGUGGCCAGGAGACGCUUUUCUGAGGGUUCCUUGAUCUAG